UGUACACUGGGAGAUGUCCACAGGACUCAGCACAGUGGGGGUGGUCAUCAGAAGCUUGGUUGGGCUGAGGGAGAGCCCCCCAGAGGUCAUCUGCUCAACUGUCCCUUUGUACACAUGGGGAGGAGAUAGAGGUCCAGAAACCUGGGUGAUCUGCCCACUGUCACGACAGCCAAAGCUGGGCUGUACCAAUGGACACUCUCUGGCGUCAAGGACAUGAGUGGCGGGGUGGGUUUCCCCAGAGACGGUGAGGUGGUGUAAGGGGCGCGGGGAUCACCAGGUACUGCUCUACAAGGCAGGGAACAAGACUGGGGGCCAGCUCCACCGCACCCUGCUGCGUGACCUUAACCACCGCAGUCCUCAGCUUCUCGAUGGGCAAAACGAGGAAGCCAGAUCAUCUAGUGAUUGGAACUCCCUUCCUGAUUUGCCUUUAUGGUCUACAUGUCGUCAGAUCCUUAAAGCCGAGGAAACUGACUUUUAAGCAGCUUCUGAAUGGCAGGCUGUUCCUCAGACUCCACAUGUUUCGUGUUCUCUGUUUUGAGAUGGGCUGUCUGUGAGUGCAACCCCCUAAGGCGUCCUUGGAUUCUUUAGAUUGUGUUAAUCCUCUGGAUUUGCUACCCGGGACCCUGGGAUUUGCAGGGGGAGGUGGCGUUGUUAUAGAGCGGGCCGUGUUUUCUGCCUGGGUUCUCGUCCAGCCAGGGGUGUUUGUGAGAACAUUGGAAUCACAAAGUGGCCCAUGGCGGAGAAUGCAGCCAGAACAAAGGCGCCCUCUCCCCGCCGGGGGCCGGGGGGAAUACUAACUAGUUGACAGGAAUUUUAAUAUAAAACUCUCCCUCUUCCUUGUCAUUCUGAGGUUUCAGGAAGCCUUCGGGCUUAUCGUGCAGAGGCACACAGCACAGACAGGGCUUGGGGAGGUGAGAGGUGAUUUCCUGCCAUUCUUCUGCGGGGCGGGCUUCCCAGGGCGGUCAUGCCAGGCUGACUGGGCGCAGUGUGGACUCCCACUGCUGGGGGGAGAGCUGGGAUUUCAUGGGGCGGCAGCUGAGACAGGACCCGCAGCCAUGAACCGGUUCAAUGGGCUCUGCAAGGUGUGCUCGGAGCGUCGCUACCGCCAGAUCACCAUCCCGAGGGGGAAGGACGGCUUUGGCUUCACCAUCUGCUGUGACUCUCCGGUUCGAGUCCAGGCUGUGGAUUCUGGGGGUCCGGCAGAGCGGGCAGGGCUGCAGCAGCUGGACACCGUGCUACAGCUGAACGAGAGGCCUGUGGAGCACUGGAAAUGCGUGGAGCUGGCGCAUGAGAUCCGGAGCUGCCCCAGUGAGAUCAUCCUGCUCGUGUGGCGCAUGGUCCCCCAGGUCAAGCCGGGGCCAGACGGCGGGGUCCUGCGGCGGGCCUCCUGCAAGUCGACGCACGACCUCCAGUCGCCCCCCAAUAAGCGGGAGAAGAACUGCACCCACGGGGCCCAGGCACGGCCUGAGCAGCGCCACAGCUGUCACCUGGUGUGCGACAGUUCAGACGGGCUACUACUCGGUGGCUGGGAACGCUACACAGAGGUGGCCAAGCGCGGGGGCCAGCACACCCUGCCUGCGCUGUCCCGUGCCACCGCCUCCACUGACCCCAACUACAUCAUCCUGGCCCCACUGAACCCUGGGAGCCAGCUGCUGCGGCCUCUGUACCAGGAGGAUGCCAUCCCCGAAGAAUCAGGUGGUCCCAGUAAAGGGAAGUCCUACACAGGCCUGGGGAAGAAGUCCCGGCUGAUGAAGACAGUGCAGACCAUGAAGGGCCAUGGGAACUACCAGAACUGCCCAGUCAUGAGGCCGCACACCCCACACUCAAGCUAUGGCACCUAUGUCACCCUGGCCCCCAAGGUCCUGGUGUUCCCGGUCUUUGUUCAGCCUUUAGAUCUCUGUAACCCUGCCCGGACACUCCUGUUGUCUGAGGAGCUGCUGCUGUACGAGGGGAGGAACAAGGCUGUCGAGGUGACGCUAUUUGCCUACUCGGAUCUGCUGCUCUUCACCAAGGAAGAUGAGCCGGGCCGCUGCAACGUCCUGAGGAACCCCCUCUACCUCCAGAGUGUGAAGCUGCAGGAAGGUUCUUCAGAAGACCUGAAAUUCUGUGUGCUGUAUCUAGCAGAGAAGGCAGAGUGCUUAUUCACUUUGGAAGCGCACUCACAGGAGCAGAAGAAGCGAGUGUGCUGGUGCCUGUCGGAGAACAUCGCUAAGCAGCAACAGCUGGCGGCCUCGCCCCCGGAGAGCAAGAAACUCCACCCUUAUGGCUCUCUCCAGCAGGAGAUGGGGCCUGCCAACUCAACCAAUGCUACCCAGGAUAGAAGCUUUACCUCAUCAGGACAGACUCUGAUUGGCUGAGCAAACCCAAGGGCAGGACUCUGCUUCUGGCAACUUAACCCUUUCUUGGGCAUCCCCUACCACACAGUAACCUCACCUCAACUGGACCCAAAACGGAGGACCAAGAUGGUGGGCCUCGGGUCAUCUGAAGGGAGUGGCCCCACAGGUGUGUGUGGACUGGCAUCAGAAGGACCACAGUGGUAUGAGAGGCCCUGUGGGUACAUGUACACUGGCAUCAGAAGGUCCCAAAAGGAGAAGACUCAAACCUUUUCCCUACAAGGAAGAAGGAGAAGAAAUAGCAUCUGGGCUUCCUGCGGUUCCAGUGCCUGCCGUGGGGGCAACAGGAGAGAGGUUGGCAGAGGUCAGCCCUGAUGGAGAACAAUCUCAUCGUCCUCCACUGCCAGAAGAUAUCUCCACUCAUUCACUUAUUUUGCAUCUGUACUCAUUCAUUCAUUUCUUAAUUCAGCGGAUAUUUUGGGGACAUCUACUUUAUGCCAAGCUCUGGGCUAGGAGCUGAGGGUUCUGUGGAGAAUGAGGUGGACAUAGUCUCUGCUUCUGUCAAGAUUUCAGUCCUGGUAGGGGAGCGAGCAUUAAAUAGAUCAACACCAACACAUACACACAUGCACACACGUGAUUACAAACUGAUCAUCUACGAAGAAAAAGAUUCCUUUAAGAGAAAAUAUUAUUUAGGUUGCUGUGUGUGUGGGGUUGUUUGUGGGGGGCAGUGAAUAUAUCAUAACUUUUAGGUUGAGACCUACAGGCCAGAAAGGGGUUAGCCAGUCAGACUUUGGAAAGAGUGUUCCAGCAAAUGGAAAAGCCUGUGGAGAGGAGAGAUGGGAAGGAGGUUGGUGUGCUGGGGCCAACAGAGGCCAGGCCAGUGUGGCUAGAGCUGAGUGAAGAGGCAGACCAGAUGAGUGAGGGCCAGAUCGUGUAGGGCCAUGGUGGUUAAUGUUUUACGGAUUUCAUUCUAGAUACAGUGGGAAGCCGCUGAAGGCUUUGAGAAAGGGAGUCAGUCUCAGGGACAUUUCUAGAAGAUCAGAGGGCCCAAGGAGGCAUCCAAGUGGGUAGGAAGAGAUGAGUUAGGGGGUCCCUUCAGUCUUCCAGGGGCUUGGUGGCCUAUCCUAGGUAGGAUCUAGGACCCUUCUGAGGGGCAAUGGUUGCCUGUCCUAGGUAGUGGUUGGGGAGGUAGGUAUGUGAAUUUCCAGACCCUUGGAUAUGGUGGAGGCUCUGGGAUAAGAAGAGAGAAUUCCCUGCCCCCCACCUCCCCUUGUUCUCCUCUACUGUGUCUUGCUCUCUCAGUGACCUACUAGGACCUACUAAGGGACAGUGAUUAGAGCCCUGCCGGCUCACUGCCUGGAGCCCAGGGUUGGACAGCUCUCAUACCAUUCUCUAACUGUCAAGACCUAGAGGGAGGGAAGCCCAAGGUCACGGGUCUGAGUGACAUAGCUCGUACACAAAAGGUGUGUGUAGGACCAUAGUCACUUGCAUAGAAAAAGGGGGUCAAAGAGGCUAGAGAGAUGGCUCAGACCAGAGAAGCCCCUGGACCUUGGGUGGUCUCUGCAUUGUGUCCUAGAAGACCAUCUCAGUGUCUUUAGAGAGGGCUCUUAUGCCUGGUGAGGUUGCUCAGCUGCUGUGGCCACUUGAACUCCAAGAAGCAUGGCCCAGAAGAGACUAUGUCCAUCACCUUCCAUUUAGGCAAGAUCAGACAUCCCCUGAACAGGGGAUGGGAUGUAUCUGCCAGCGACCAGGCUGAUGCCCCCACCCCGCAGGGGAAUAGGCUGGGGCUGCACUGGGGCAACUGAUAUACAGCAUCUGUCAGCCAGGACUCAGCCCGCAGGGUUAAUUCUGAGAGGCGGAGCGGCUGCGUCUGCACAGACAGCAAGCUGCACUUUGAUUUCAUUUGAUUCCCUUAUAAAAUGACAUUAAGGGGAAUGUGAGGCCCAGGAGAAUCGCCUGUCUGGGAAGGCAGCGACCUUGACUCUCCCAGACCUGGUGACCUACCUCUAUCCACCAGACAGGUGCAGAGGACAGGAACUCUGGCCAUUCUCUGAAAUGGAGAACGAGAACAUAACACCAAGCCCUUGGGGACAGGGCUUUCCUCCCAUCCGGUCCUGACAAGCUGCUGACUUGGGGUCCUAGGCCUAGCCACUUCCAGGGGGAGCAGACGUCAGCUCCGGGAGGGCCUGGGCCAGUCUUCCCGGUGACUGUGGUGAGCCCCAGCGCCACUGCUGCUCUGCCUCUCAAAUCGAUAAGACAAUUCAUUUGGCUUCAUGGGCUGGAGAAGAUGAAACAUGACCGGGUGGCCACUGCUCUUCGGCAUCCGGGUCCGUCCCAGCCAUCCAGGAUGAUGAACAUGCUAUCGAAAGUGCAUCUGAGAGUCAUAAUCACGGGAAGCAUGGCUGGGCCCCGCCCUCCACAUAAAUCAUGCUGAGAAGCCUACACAAUGGCCUCUUUCCUGAUGGUCCAAUUGUCUUCGUUUGGUGUCUGGGGUUUGGGAGCCGGGAGGAUGGGAGCACAACCAUUUAUUGUUGAAAAGGCCAUCUGUGAGAUUUGAAUACAAAGUGAUCCCUUAAGUUUCCUUCACACCCUCUGGUCCCGUUUUUGUGUUUGCUUAUGUCUCAGGCACUGGGUCUUUUGAAACUCUGUCUCUCCUGUAAACAGCCAUGCCCAGUCUCUGCUGGCCUGGCCUUUUGACCCUUUGGGAGCUGGAACCUAUUGGAAAUCAUGAUGACAUUUAUUUAUGGACGUCUUGUAAAAAAAAUUCUUUCUUUAAAAUAUUUUUCAUAAAUUUUGCCACCAAAGCCCUCAUUUCUUACACAUGGCACCUAGUGAAGGCAGAGGGAAUUUGUGGGAGGGUUCCGUACAGGGACAGCAGGGGCUUCUGAGAUAGCGACUGGGGUCCCCAGGCAUUAUCUCCCCAGGCCACCAGCAGCCUCGCUGUAUAGAUGAAAGGGACCAAGACUCGGAGAAGUUAAAUGAUAUAUCCAAGAUCACACAGCUAGUAAGAGGCUGAGCUAGUCUUCAAACCAAAGCCUUUCAGCCCUAACCCAUUGCUGUUCCCAGAUGCAAAGUUCUACUUUUUAGGGAUAGAAGUAGAGAAAUCAAUCAUCUCCUUCUGGAAGAGGCAGGAGGGUGAUAGCCUUCAUGUAGAAGCCAUGGCCCUUUAAGCUCUGGAGGAGAUGCUUUAGGACGAAUGAAUGAGACGUCUCCUCCAUAUCGCAGAGAACAAGCUUCCAAAGUUUGUGUGUCUGAGGGGUGGCCCAGAAAAGAUCAGGAGCUUCAUGCCAGAUUUGAUAUGAAAAGCGGGGUGGAGCUCCUUAAGACGGGAUCACAGGGGCACCGGCACGGUCGGCUGAUGCCCCUUCCCCUUUUGAAUCUGGUGUUUAAGAGGAUCAGCAGACACAGUAUUGGGUACCCAGCAGUGAAGGAACUGUGGCCAAAGGCAGAAAGGGACAGCUUCAGGUUCAGGACCUGGUAUGGUUGAACAUGAGUCUUGGAAGCAGGCCUUUGACUCAAGCCUCGCUGAGGGUGGGAAGAGUCCGCUCUGGGUUGUGGGCCCAGAUUUUGCUAAUUGACUGGUUCCAAGUCUCAACCAAAAGUACCUGGGAAUCAAUUGGACUGGAUUUCAGAUAUCCCCUCAGAAAGCACAGUCUUUUCCCUGAAAAGCUCAACCGUUUUCCCAUCUCUCCAGCUUUCCUCUCUCUGCUGCUUGAGGCCCAUUUGGCUACGGACAGACCACCUGCUUCACUGUCUUGCUUUUUGCCUUGGCUAUGGCGCUAUUCUUGUUUUCGCUCUUAAUGAAGACAGCAUGACCUUACCUUCCAUUCUCUCUUGACCUUAUCUUCCCUUAAGCCUUUCUCUGAGCAGAGCCACCAUCCUGCAAUUGUUUCCUUAUCCUUGGUUUAAGGGUAGAAUAAUAACACUAGGUGAUUCGGGGAGCAGUUAUACGGUGAUCUAUGUUGUCCCUCUAAUCCUCACUACGGCCUCAUGAGGUUCAUCGUCCCCGUUACACAUCUACUCUCGUUACACCCAACUGGUAGAUAAAGACGCCGAGUCUUAGAGAAGUUAAGAAACUUGCCCAAGGACACACAGCUAGGGUGGCCAGAUCGGUACAUGGCAGCCCAGCUCCAGAGCACCUGCUUUUGAUUGUUCUGUGCUACUGCUUCCCGGCAAUCACAGACCAUCCAAGCUGCGUCCAGACCAUUUGGGAAGCUGUCGUCAGAGUAAAGCCUAGGUCUCAGCGUGGACCUCAAGUCUCUUCCUGGGUGCACUGUACUCCUGCUUUGUGGUUGCAGCCCAGCCACGCUGCAUUAUUUCCCCUUCUAACUCCUGGUGUACAUUCACAUUUAGGCUGUUUCUUCCACCCAAGGUUGCCUGCCCUGCUCUGCUCUCCCUGUCGGACACAAUCCUCAGCCUUUAAGGUUUGGCCACUCUCCUGAGACACCUUUCUCAGGCGUGCAUCAGAAGUCAUGGCUUCCUUCUCUGUGCUCCCAUGGUAUCUUGUUCCUCCUUAGCACAGUGUGUUAAGCAGAUAUGUCUCAUCUGCAAGACUGAGCUCCUUGGGAGCCAGUGGAGGUCAUAAUCUUAUUUAUUUCUUCUUCUGUGACUGCCCCAUCCUUAGUACAUGCUCAGUAGAUGUUGUAGAGUUGAAUUGGGUCAUAUGAUUCAAGCCUCUCAUAUUCUAGAAUUUAAAUGAGGAAACUGAGGCUCAAAAAAAAGGAAGUGACCUGGCCACGGUCAUGGGACAAGUUAGUGGCCAAGUCAGGGUUAGAAGUCAGGUCUCCUGACUCUCUUGUCUCAAAGCUUUCUCUGUUGUACCUCCAAUUUGUGAGACCAUAGCCUGGAUCCCCACUUAGCUUAUUAAGCAAUCUGGCCAGCUUCAUUUCAGGGUCAUAGAUACUACCGUAUUCCAUGCUGACUCCUGGCAUGCUUGGAGGCGAAGGAGAACUGACCAGAACUGCUUUCACAGUUUUCUUCCCCCGGUGUGUGGGGCUCUCUUCUCCCUGAGCCCCUUUCCCUCAGAGAAAACUGGAGCAGGAUUCUGAAGGUCUUGGUUCGAAUCCUGAUUUUGCUGGUAACUCACUGUGUGGCUUUGUGCAAAUUGCUUUAUCUCUCUGAUCAUCUGUUUUCUUUACUAAGAAAAAUGAGGGAGUUGAAUGUAGGUGAUCUUCAGGAGUCAUCUUCAAAGCCUCAGGACUUUAAUAGCACAUUAAAGGAAGAAAGAAAAGACAUUUUGGUCUUCACAUUGAAACAAGGGUGUAUGCGCAUGGAUAUGUACAAAUGCUGUACAUGGCUGAUAUUCAUCACGUACUCGUGACACAUAGGUAUACUUGUGGAUUUUAUGUGGGAAGGGUCCUCAUCACCGGUACCCACAUUAUAAACACACCCCUGCCUCCUCCCCACCCAGAGAUGCCUCCUUCAAGGCUGGCCCCUGGGAAGCCAGUUACAAGGAGCUCUCCAACCCAGAGUCUUCCCCUCUUCCUUUUUCCUUUCUAUGCACUGCACUCUUUUGUUUGGACUUCACAUAUAUAUGUAUGCACGUCUGUUGUUUAACUUUCCCAACUACUGAGUUUAUGGCCUAAGCUAACUUUCAAGUGAAAUUUGCAGUAAUCAAUAUGCAGUGCCUUUCAUUUCUCAUGUGGUCAGAUUCUCCUUUGGACUCUUCCCCAGAAGUCACCAUUGACUUGUUUCGUUGACUUUACUGUGCAUCUUCUUUUACUCAAACCCUGCUGCAGGUAAACUUUCUACGACAGUAUCUUUGAAAUGUCCGUGGUUUUCUGUUAUGGUGUUCUGUUGGUCCUUGUGGAAGAACAUUAAGGGUUCAGUGGGCUAGCCUAGGAAGCUGACCACCAUUUAUAACACUGAUAUCGGGGGAAAAUGCAUUCUGAGACCCUAAUCAACUCUCAGAUGGACUUUGGGAACACGACUCGGCACAUAUCCCAAAGCAGAUGAAUGUAGCGUUUAUUUUAUGAACCACUAGAAUUUUGAUAGAACCAUAGACCCUGGGAACAUGGAACUGAAAAUCAUCCCUCCUCUUACACCAAGAUCAACUGAUUAAUAA
Panthera uncia (snow leopard) is the source of this 8397-nucleotide messenger RNA. It is a transcript of the gene RGS3, whose product is annotated as regulator of G protein signaling 3. The transcript is spliced from 11 exons. Gene Ontology annotation, biological process: signal transduction. Gene Ontology annotation, molecular function: protein binding. Bases 1056 to 2357 code for a protein of 433 amino acids. Gene Ontology annotation, cellular component: plasma membrane; nucleus. The record is from RefSeq and is a predicted model, not a curated record. NCBI's taxonomy places the organism in Eukaryota, Metazoa, Chordata, Mammalia, Carnivora, Felidae.